AUGGCGCAGCAUCACUGUCAAAUGUCACUCGAGGACUUCAUCAAUGUUUCCGGUCCUGAACCAUUAGCAGCGGUUCAACGCUCACGGAUGAAGGACAAUUUCUACAGCAUUGUCAACCAUUUCAGAGCAGCAGAAACAUCCGACAAUGUUCGAGGCUUCUGGCCUGCGCACUACUCAACCAUCCCCCAGCACAUCGCUCGAUAUUCCAAAGAGUUCAUGGAAGGCAUCAUGAAUUUCUUCCAACAUCAGAUCGGAUAUCAAUUCUUCGAGGUAUCUGCCUCAUCCGCGACCACCAUCGCUGUGUGA
Histoplasma mississippiense is the source of this 306-nucleotide messenger RNA. RefSeq lists its product with no specific name. The record is from RefSeq and is a predicted model, not a curated record. The transcript is spliced from 2 exons. Lineage: Eukaryota; Fungi; Ascomycota; Eurotiomycetes; Onygenales; Ajellomycetaceae. Bases 1 to 306 code for a protein of 101 amino acids.